Molecule: messenger RNA, 1623 nt
Organism: Parastagonospora nodorum SN15
Lineage: Eukaryota; Fungi; Ascomycota; Dothideomycetes; Pleosporales; Phaeosphaeriaceae
Exons: 1
Coding region: 1-1623 (540 amino acids)
Biological process (GO): fluoride transmembrane transport
Cellular component (GO): membrane
Molecular function (GO): fluoride transmembrane transporter activity
Source: RefSeq, a predicted model, not a curated record
AUGGCGGAUCACAACACCAACAAUGACGACGAAGACACGUCCAAGCGCGCAUCCCACUUCAACCAACAGCGCUCUUCGCUCCGCUCAGACCGCAGUUCCUUCCCCAGCACGCGCUCCCGCUCGCGCCCACAGUCCCAGCGCCAUCUCAACGACUUCGACCUCUCCCCGGACCGCGCGGAUGCGUCGUCGCCCGCGCCAAACGUCCCCUACACGCGCUCAAGAGCAAGCAGUAAUGCCAAAGGCAAGAGCCGCGCGCGUCCCUACAGUUCUCGCAGACCUGCCCCUGACCCUGAGGAUGCGCAAAAGUUAGAAGAGCUGCUAGCGCCUGAGACGUGGGCGAAUCCAUACCAGCUCUUGGCACAUGGGCACGGACAGACGGAGUCGUCGACGACGGUCCCGCUUGCGGAUUUGAAGAGUGAGAAGAAGAGGGGGGUGAGGAAUAUUGCGGCGGGAAGUCAGUUGGAUAUCACCGCGCUGCCGAGUAUCACUUCGUCCAAUGGGGAGGGCAUGCAUGCAUACGUGCGCUCGAAACCCACGCCUGCCGCCCAGCGCAAGGCGAGAUACGCCACAGAAUUAUACACGAUUUCGUAUCUGAUCUUCUUCGCAAUCUGGGGCACGCUCGCGCGUCUCGGUCUGCAAGCGCUGACAUUCUACCCGGGCGCGCCCGUAACAUUCUCCGAGCUGUGGGCCAACGUCGCGGGCACAUUUAUCUUCGGCUUCCUGGCUGAAGACAAAUCAUUAUUCGCCGCGGAAUGGGGCGAUCGCGAUCCAGAAACAACUCACGACAAGAAAAGACAUGGAAAGGUGAAAAAGACGAUUCCACUAUACAUUGGCCUCGCGACAGGGUUUUGUGGGAGUUUCACGUCCUUCUCCUCAUUCAUCCGCGACGUAUUCCUCAGUCUGGCAAACGAACUCAAGGCGCCUGAAUACCACCCUUCCCCUUCUCCCUCAUCCCUGACUGCCACCGCACCAAGAAACAACGCCUACUCAAUCCUCGCCGUGCCCGCCACAAUCCUCACCACCCUCUCGCUGUGCUACUGCGCGCUGAAAACCGGCUCGCACCUCGCCAUCCUCCUAAACCCCAUCACACCCACCCUCCCCUUCCGCCUCACCCGCCGCUUCCUCGACCCGCUGUUCGUCCUGCUAGGCCCCGGAUGCUGGCUCGCAGCUAUCCUGCUCUCCAUCCUCCCCCCACAGAACGCAUGGCGCUCGCAAGCGCUCUUCGCAUGCGUCUUCGCACCCCUCGGCUGCCUGCUGCGCUUCUACAUGUCGAAACUGCUCAACCCGCUCUUACCCACUUUCCCGCUGGGUACCUUCGCCGUCAACAUCUUCGGCACCGCGGUGCUGGGCAUGAGCUACGACCUGCAGCGCGUGUCGCUGGCGCACACAGGCGUCGUGGGCGGGACGCUGGUUGGCUGCCAGGUGUUGCAGGGCGUGCAGGACGGGUUCUGCGGGGCGCUGACGACGGUGUCGACGUGGAUUGCGGAGCUGGAUGGGCUGAAGAGGAGGCAUGCGUAUGUCUACGGGGCGGCGAGUGUGGGGGUCGGAUUAGGGCUGGCGGUCGCGAUUAUGGGGGGUGUGAGGUGGACGGUGGGGUGGGCGGAUAUUAUAUGCACGACGUGA